GGUGGCCGGCCGGGCGCUCGGCCCACCUGCGGCCGCGGCGUGCGCCUCCCGGUAGGGCGCUCGGGUCCGUGGCCAUGAACCCCGUGGUCGUGGUCCACGGCGGCGGCGCCAGCAAUAUCUCCAAGGACCGGAAAGAGCGAGUGCGCCAGGGGAUUGUCAAGGCCGCCACCGAGGGCUACGCGGUGCUCCAGGCGGGCGGCAGCGCCGUGGACGCGGUGGAAAGAGCCGUGACUGUCCUGGAAGACGACCCCGAGUUCAAUGCAGGCCACGGGUCCGUGCUGAACGUAAAUGGUGAAGUAGAAAUGGAUGCUAGCAUCAUGGACGGGAAAGACCUGUCUACGGGAGCGGUGUCUGCAGUCCGCGGCAUUGCCAAUCCCAUCAGACUGGCACGGCUUGUCAUGGAAAAGACACCCCAUUGCUUUCUGACGCACCAGGGUGCGGCCAAGUUUGCAGCCGAGAUGGGGAUUCCGGAGAUUCCUGGAGAAAAACUGGUCACCGAGAGGAACAAGAAACACCUGGAAAAAGAGAAGCAGGAGAAAGGCGCUCGGAGGCCGGACUGUGAGAAGAACUCGGGCACCGUGGGCGCCGUCGCCUUGGACUGCAAAGGCAAUGUGGCUUACGCCACAUCCACAGGUGGCACCAUCAACAAGAUGGUGGGCCGUGUCGGAGACUCACCGUGUGUAGGAUCUGGAGGUUAUGCUGACAACAGCAUAGGAGCCGUCUCCACCACCGGGCACGGGGAGAGCAUCCUGAAGGUGAAUCUGGCCAGACUCACUCUCUUCCACGUAGAACAAGGAAAGACGUUGGAAGAAGCUGCUGCCUUGUCGUUGGGUUAUAUGAAGACCAGGCUCAAAGGCUUAGGGGGCCUCAUCGUGGUCAACAAAACAGGAGACUGGGCAGCCAAGUGGACGUCCACCUCCAUGCCCUGGGCGGCCGUGAAAGAAGGCCAGCUGCACUUCGGGAUUGACCUGGAUGACACCAAGGUCACGGAGCUGCCCUAAGCCCUCCCCCGACUGCCGGAAGGUCACGCUGCACCUGCUGGCCGGGACGUAAAGUGCCGCGUCCCGGUGUGAAGGCGUAGCAUAGCGAGUUAGAUCUAGAAAUGGGAAACAAUGACACAGU
This is a messenger RNA of Ochotona curzoniae (black-lipped pika), 1122 nucleotides long. RefSeq names its product asparaginase and isoaspartyl peptidase 1 (gene ASRGL1). The record is from RefSeq and is a predicted model, not a curated record. Gene Ontology annotation, molecular function: asparaginase activity. Lineage: Eukaryota; Metazoa; Chordata; Mammalia; Lagomorpha; Ochotonidae. The transcript is spliced from 7 exons. The coding region runs from base 75 to 1001 and encodes 308 amino acids.